Messenger RNA from Harpegnathos saltator (Jerdon's jumping ant), 422 nucleotides. RefSeq names its product peptidyl-prolyl cis-trans isomerase FKBP15-1-like. The transcript has a single exon. Bases 51 to 407 code for a protein of 118 amino acids. The record is from RefSeq and is a predicted model, not a curated record. Lineage: Eukaryota; Metazoa; Arthropoda; Insecta; Hymenoptera; Formicidae. Gene Ontology annotation, molecular function: peptidyl-prolyl cis-trans isomerase activity.
CGGCGUAGAACGCAGCGAGGACUCAGUUGCUCACGAGCACCCGCCGACCGAUGAACAUGGCUCCCUACACGUCGAAGAGCGCGAGUGCCGUGCUGGCGAUGUGCCGUAACGCGCUUCUUCUCCUCAUGGUCGCGGUCGUGGCUCUCGGCAGCGCGGACCACGCCGACAACGGCCUCAAAGUGGAGAAGCUCUACGUUCCUGAGGUAUGCGACGCCAGGUCGAAGAAGGGCGACCAGCUGACUAUGCACUAUACCGGCACGCUGCAGGAUGGGAGCAAGUUCGACUCAAGGUCAGUGGUACCUCGCGCUAAAAGGAUACAGAGUUCCGAUGCGUUGCGCGAGACUACGCAAGGCCGCGAUUCAGUCCCCCCCCCCCCCCUUGCCGCUCUCGCUGAGGUAGAUGGGUGACACGUUGCGCAGAGG